This is a messenger RNA of Theobroma cacao (cacao), 1825 nucleotides long. Its product is annotated as transcription factor MYC2-like. The record is from RefSeq and is a predicted model, not a curated record. Gene Ontology annotation, biological process: regulation of DNA-templated transcription. Gene Ontology annotation, molecular function: DNA-binding transcription factor activity; protein dimerization activity; transcription cis-regulatory region binding. Lineage: Eukaryota; Viridiplantae; Streptophyta; Magnoliopsida; Malvales; Malvaceae. Gene Ontology annotation, cellular component: nucleus.
CAGCCUGCAUCACUCGUUUUCCUCUUUUUGCUGCUGCCUGGCCCCUGCUGCUAGCUAAUGCUUUGCUGCUCCCACCUUUUUCCCUUUCUAUGCUUUCCUCUCCCGAUCCCUCUUUGGUUUCUUUAUCGCUUUGAAAACCUUUGAAUUUUUAUUAAGUCUCCCUUACGCUCGAACGUCUAACAGAAAAAAAGUUUAAAGGAAGAGUGGAAAGAAAGCCUUGGAUCAAGGAGUAUCAUGUCUUCCUCUUCUUCAUCUUCUCUCAUUACCUUUGGUCAAGAUGCCUCACCAACGCUGCAACAACGCCUGCAAUUCAUCGUCCAAAGCAGGCCUGAAUGGUGGGUAUACUCCAUUUUCUGGCAAGCUUCCAGGGAUGCUCAUGGACACCUUGUUUUAUCAUGGGGUGAUGGCUAUUUUCGUGGGACGAGGAACUUUUCAGGCGAAUCCUGCAACAAGCUAAUAAGCCAACCCAAAUUAGUGUCCAAUUUGGAGAGAAAAAGGUCGAACAAAGAGAUGCAAGCUCUUUUCAGUGAAGAGAUGGACUUGGAUAGAAUGGUGGACGUUGACGUCACUGACUACGAGUGGUAUUACACCGUAUCUAUAACCCGAUCCUUCGCUAUAGGAGAUGGCAUUCUUGGGAGGGCGUUCGGCUCAGGCUCCUACAUUUGGUUGAGUGGAGAGGAGGAGUUCCAAUUGUACGAAUGUGAGCGAGUUAGAGAUGCUCGUAUGCGGGGGUUUCAGACUUUAGUCUGUCUUUCGACUUCCUUCGGGGUAGUUGAAUUGGGAUCUUCAGAAAUGAUCAAAGAAGACUGGGGCAUGGUGCAACUUGCAAAAUCAAUUUUCGAUUCUGAGAUUAACUGUCUGGGUUCAAAACAGCCUAGCAAUGAAUCUAAGUUCCAAAUUUCAACCAAAAGUGUUCCUUUUCUUGAUUUCGGAAUGGUAUCAGGUGACCAAAAGGAGUGGAUUCUUGAAGAAAAGCAACAAGGCGAGGCCAAGAAAGAAACUACCGGUUUAGGCCGCUCGUCAUCAGACUCCGGUCCUGAUUCUGAUGGCAAUUUUGCCUCUGCGGACAAGGAGUUUAAUGUCCGGUCGAAGAGAGGCAGAAAGCCAGGGAGUGGAAAAGAUUCCCCUUUAAACCACGUGGAAGCAGAGAGGCAGCGGCGUGAGAGACUGAAUCAUCGAUUCUAUGCACUUCGAUCUGUGGUUCCUAACGUGUCCAAGAUGGACAAAGCAUCUUUGCUUUCGGAUGCCGUAGCUUAUAUCAAGGAGCUCAGAUCCAAGGUUGAAGAAUUGGAGGCCAAACUCCGAGUACAAUCACAAAAAUCCAAGUUGAACGCGAUAAAUGUUUUUGAUAAUCAAAUCACAACAUCUACAUUUGAAAAUACAAGGCCAUCUCCUAGUUAUGGGCCUAAGACAAUUGAAGUUGAUGUAAAGAUUGUUGGAUCAGAAGCCAUGAUCCGAGUUCAAUGUCCUGAUGUCAAUUACCCAGCCGCAAGAUUGAUGGAUGCUCUUAGAGACCUGGAGCUUCAUGUUCACCAUGCCAGUAUAUCAAACGUGAAGGAGCUAGUGCUUCAAGAUGUUGUUGUUAGAGUUCCUACUGGAUUUAUAAGCGACGAGGUGCUCAGGACUGCUAUCCUUCAGAGAUGCAGAUUGAACUAGUUAGCUAUCCAGUGAGGUUAUCAAGCAGCCCUUUUCUUCUUACUUUUUAUGGAUUAUCACGAAGCCACAUAAAUGUAAACACUACUACUUUGUUUUCUUCUUUUCCUUCUUUCUUGUUCAGUUUUUGCUUUUAAGUGAAUGCAUAAUUCUUGGUUUUGUUCUCUUUUAA